AUGGGCAUUCGUGCACUGUGGUGCGCAUUUCUGAUAACACUCGUCAGACCUUCAGGAAGUGACUGGCUGAGUUGCGGCCACAUUAGAGAAUGCCAUUGCAAAUGGUCCUCUGGGAAGAAAACUGCAACAUGUGUAUCCGCAGGUCUAACACAAAUACCUCAACUAGCAUCAGAUAUUCAAGUAUUAGACUUACAUGGAAACAAUAUAAACGAGCUCCAACAAGAUGCUUUAGCUACCAUAGAAUUAUUAAAUUUACAACGCUUAAACCUGAGUUCAACAAAUCUACGUUUCUUGCAUCAAAAUGCUUUCAGAGAACUUCGUAUUUUGAUAGAAUUAGAUCUCUCAAGGAACUAUCUCACCGAACUUUCACCUGACACUUUCAAAGGCAACGAGCGUUUAAGGCUUUUAGUCCUUAAUGACAAUCCUUUAAGUAAAUUAGUUGCGCAGCAAUUCCCGCCCUUACAACAUUUAAAGAAACUCGAACUUUCGCGAUGUCGACUCCGUAAAGUUCACCCCUUUGCCUUUGUGAAUCUGCGGGCGUUAGAAACUGUACAUGUACAACAGAACUUACUUUCAUGUCUACAUCGAGACACAUUCAAUCUACCAGCUUUGAAAACUUUAACGCUUUCUGACAAUCCAUGGUACUGCGAUUGUAGGCUGCGAGAAUUCCAUGAGUGGUUUCUUAACGGCAAUCUCGGUAAUGAAGAGGUUUAUUGUUCAGGCCCGGGUAACAAAGUGCACAUAUCUUGGUUAGAUUUAAAAGGUGAAGAUAUGAUUUGUCCCCCUUCGGCUAUAACGAGUCCAUCCGUAAUACGAACUGAAACCGGAGCAGAUAUUUCUUUCGGAUGUUUUAUCCGAGGAGAUCCUACACCUGAUAUUUCAUGGUAUUUUCGCCAUACACAAGUAAUAAAUAAGACUUAUAGUGAUAGUGAUGUUUCAGUAUUAAAAUAUGCGAUUGAAAACUUUAACGAAUAUACUGACGAUUUUGUAAAUAAAAGUGCACAGUGGUACAAUGUGACUGUAAGUAACGUUACCAGUGAUUUUGCUGGAGAGUGGCGAUGUAGCGCUAAGAGUGCUGCUGGAGAAUCUAGUGCGUACUUAACUCUGUUUUUGCCUAAAGCAAGGACCGCUACAGCUAGAAGUGCACCAGAUUAUUCAAAAUUUUUUAUAGCCAUAGGCGCCGUAUUAGCAAUGGCUAGUACAGGAUUUAUAGCUGCUUGCGUUUGUUGGAAGAUAAGACGUCGGAGAGUUCCACCGAGUAGAAGUUUUACAGACCAAGAAAAAAAAUUGUUAGACACUUCUUUAGCUGUCAGUUGUGACAGAACUAGUGUGGAUAUGGGUUCAUCUUACGGUUUUGAAAUGUUUGAUAGAUCUAUGUCUAUGGAAAGCGAAGAUACUCAACGAUGCUUAGAGCCAGUUCAAAUAACUAUAGAAGGUCCUUCAGGAUCGUUUCCCCCACCGCCGGCUGAAUUCGCAAUACCAGCGCCGUAUGGUAAUAUUUUUAUAUCUGUACAAGUAACUGGGCAUAACGAAGAGUUUCCAGAUUUAUUAGGAGGCGGUUCAACUUUGCCGAGGCGAAGCAGAACAUGUUUUUUAAAAUCUGCCUAUGACAAUAUGGGACCGAGGGUGACGGCUACUGGUAGCUCGACAUGGUCACUACCAGGUGCAAAGGGAGAAAAGAUUCAUAAAGAUUCAACACCACCAAUGCCGUUAUCAACUUUUUCGACAGAAUUCACUGCUUUA
Molecule: messenger RNA, 1743 nt
Organism: Brenthis ino (lesser marbled fritillary)
Lineage: Eukaryota; Metazoa; Arthropoda; Insecta; Lepidoptera; Nymphalidae
Source: the annotation of a GenBank genome assembly